Ostrea edulis (European flat oyster) is the source of this 3551-nucleotide messenger RNA. RefSeq names its product cannabinoid receptor 1-like. Gene Ontology annotation, molecular function: G protein-coupled receptor activity. Bases 1785 to 2858 code for a protein of 357 amino acids. NCBI's taxonomy places the organism in Eukaryota, Metazoa, Mollusca, Bivalvia, Ostreida, Ostreidae. Gene Ontology annotation, cellular component: membrane. The record is from RefSeq and is a predicted model, not a curated record. The transcript has 2 exons. Gene Ontology annotation, biological process: G protein-coupled receptor signaling pathway.
AUCGAACUCUACAGAUACAUAUUGGUACAUAUUGGUAUUAUCUAUUCAUCUGCAUCAGUGUUUAUUUUUACCUUGACCUUUCCUGUGACCUUGACCUCACUUUUCUAUCUUUGAUAUUUAGCUCAGUUUGAAAGCAACUAGUUAUUGACAAUAUGUUUAUCAAAACUCUUACACUGAUACAUAUUAGAGGUAGCAAUUCAGUUGUGGUAUUGUUAUAUGACUUGAACUUCCUUGUGACCUUGACCUCACUAUUUUCUAUUGUGGUGUUUAGGUCAAUUUCAAAGCAACUAUUGACAAUCAUUUUAUGAAAACUCUUACACUGAUACAUUAGUGGUAGCUAUUCAAAUGCGGUAUAAUUUCAUUACCUUGAUCUUCCCUAUGACCUUGACCUCACUAAUUCCUAUUUUGGUGUUUAACUCAGUUUCAAAGCAAUUAAUGAUGCAUUUUUUUGUCCCAUUCAGAAUAUGGCCAGGGCAUAUAGUAGUAGAGCAGAUUUAGAAGUCAAACUUCAAUUAAAUUGGUGUUUGCCAUGUCAGUUUAUGAUAUCCAGGUGUAUAAAUGAGGAUUAGCAUUUCAUGCGAAUAUAAAAUUUUGUUUUUGUUAGAAAUCAUUUUGAAUAAUCUUUCUAUUGAUAGCUUGGCAACAUUUAAACAUUGCAAAUGCUUUAUCUUUUUAGCAAUUUUCUUAUAAUUUUGGUAAAUUUUAAUAAUGUUCAGAGUGAAAUGAAUCGGCGAUACUUGAGUUAGAUAGUUUCAAGAUGAAAAAAUUCUAAAAAAAAAGUUGAUUUUUUUUAUUAGAACACUUCUCUUUGCCAUAGGAAUAAUGCAGUGUAUUGAUGAGGGGGAGUGUUAGAAUUGUAUUCCUUAUUUAUGUGGGAUAUGACUUGUAAACAACUGAGAUUUAACUGUAUUAAAGUUUUUAGAGUUAAUAGCAAUAGUGUUUCAAAGGUUCUCUUUAUAUUGUAUACAUUUGUGAUAUGACUUAAACACCAUUCAGAUUUACCUGUAUACGGGCUAGCACCACAUCAGACUAAGUUCACUUAAGGUUUUGACCCUGAUAUUAACACAACAAAGUGUAUUCCCAGUUGUGAAAGCACUGCAUUUCUCUUUUAAUUCAUGCUAAGGUGAAUGAAAAAGUAUGCAGCAAUUUUCCAUCUCCAUCUAUGGACAUAUUUCGAGUUAGCAAGAUAUAUAAGUCGGAGAAGAUGUGGAAGAUUCAGUGGUGCCUUAUUUUUCGAUUUCAUAGAGAUAUUUCGAAUCGACAUAUGAAUGAAAAUGAUUAUUGUUAACAGAUUAUACGUCGUUGACAUAGCUAAAUAUCGAGUUGAAGGCCACAGCAAGACAGUUUUAUUCUCAUGAAGAAGCUUUUGAAUAAAAUCUGCUUUAUAAGAAUACAAAAACAGGUCAGCUAUAUUGUAGCCAAGGAGCACAACUCGUGCCCAUGGGAAUUCCAACAGACUGUUGGAAGAUCUAAUUACCAAAGACUAUCAACUACAGUAUAUCUUUAUUUCAACUUCAGAGUGCAAGGUGAAGAUAACGAACAGUGAUCAAUCUCAUAACUCCUACAAGCAAUACAAAAUAGAUAGUUGGGCAAACACGGACCCCUGGACACACCAGAGGUGGGAUCAGGUGCCUAGGAGGAGUAAGCAUCCCCUGUUGACCGGUCACACCCACCGUGAGCCCCAUAUCCUGAUCAGUUGGAGACAGAGAGUUUGCAAUUUCCACGGAUCCUGGUAGUCAGUGGAGCACUGAAUUAAGGAGUCUCAACUUCACAGAACCUACAACAUGGCAAAUGUGAAUGGAAUGACAAGUCGAGACUGUCGACCAAAUAUAUCCCUCAACUGUUCCCCUCAUGUUGAACAAGACCAUUAUUCAAUACCUAUCAAUGCCUUCUUUCUUUUCGUUGGAAUUCUUACUCUUGUGUUCAAUAGUGGUAUAUUAGUUCUUAUUGUCAAGGAAAAGAAGAUUAGACUUAACCUUUACCAUUUCUUGGUACUGAUAUUGUGUGUGAGUGAUGUUUUGGUAGGGUUGGGAUUCAUAUUUGGUAUCCUUCGCACAGUUCAUCCAGCUUUUCAGACAAGCAAAGCUUUUGCAGUAUUGAAUGUUCUUUUAACGACAACAGGACUCUAUAUCUCGCUCUAUCACACAUUUUUGAUCAGCUUGCAAAGGUUUUUGGUCAUUUGUAAAGAAAAAUGGAACACUCUAAUUUUUCAACAAAACCGGAGGUACUUUGUAUGUGUAAGUGGUUGGAUAGCUAUAUUGAUAAGCAACUGUAUCUUCAUUUCGCCACACCCGGCUUCACCUGGCAGUGAUAUAAUAUCAUAUGUCUAUAAUGGUCACUAUCAGGCAUACACAAUAUAUAUCAGAUUUUUAACCACGUCUCUGCUAUUUUCUACAGUGAUUUUGUACCUAGUUACUAUUGUAUAUAUGCUGAAAACAUACAGGAAAAUUAGUCCCACUGGCGACUCCAACGCUUUACAAGUAAUUGAAACAAUCAACAUUCACACGAUAGAGCCACAUCCCUCUCAAAAGGCAUGUGUUUUUUCAUGUCUGCCACAUCAGGUCAGAGUGAGACCAAUAAGAUCGCGCGGUGAAGCUUCUAAUCAGAUUGGUACACUUACACGUAAAAAGGUUAUGAGUACACUGUACCUGGUGGGUCUCUUGAUCACGGUCCUUCUUAUUUUUACAGGACCACUUGUUGUAACACUUUCAUGGCGUGAUACGUUCCCUACUAGACUCAGGGGCAUACUGUUUGGUUUGUGUUGCAUAAAUUCUACGUUGAACCCAAUCAUAUAUGUGUGGAAGCUGGUGGAUAUCCGCGGAAUUGUAAAAUCGGCACUGUUUUGUUUGAACAGGUAAAUUAAAACCUACAUACCUAAGUAACAAUCGGUUGACUUUGGUCAAUCUCACUCCUUUCAGAAUUGGCGGAGCGUGAAAGCCGAUCAUGAUUUUCAAAGAAUCUGCAAUAUUGGAUGAUACUUGAAAAGAGUGCCAGUUUCAAAUUGGAAUUUGAAAAGUGAUAUCAAAUGUUGUACCUUCUCGUGUGUAAUUGCUCCUGGAUUUUAUCACAUAUUGCGUUUAAUACUUUGUACAUGAACAACACUGUGAUCUAAAAAGAUUCUAGACGCUUUAGUUGAGUACGAUGUUUGUUUGAUUUGAAUAUAAAGAUGAGGCGAUACAUGUUUUGUCAUAAAACACUAUACGCUCUAGGAAACAUGUAUCUCGUAACUUCAGUUUAGUAUACUUUAAUAGAGUGUCUGUGUUUGCCUUUCUCUUAAUUUUGUAUUCUUUAUAUGAAGUAUGGAAUUAAUCACUGUUUGUUAUUUUCACUUUUUCACUGUAAAUAUUGUGGUUAGAAACACUCGAUGAGAAUUGGUGAAGCAGUCUAUAGACUUACAUUUCGACUUUUACAUGUGGGGUUUCACUUGGGUGUAACAGCCGAUUUAUGACAGUUCAUAUUCUCAUGUAUGAAUUCAGCUCGGCAGUAAAUCAGCAUUGAACAUCGCUAUGUGAACUCUGGUUAGAUGUACUGUAUGUAAGUAAUUUAUUCAU